Molecule: messenger RNA, 1072 nt
Organism: Lycium barbarum (goji berry)
Lineage: Eukaryota; Viridiplantae; Streptophyta; Magnoliopsida; Solanales; Solanaceae
Product: nuclear transcription factor Y subunit C-1
Exons: 2
Coding region: 155-829 (224 amino acids)
Biological process (GO): regulation of DNA-templated transcription
Cellular component (GO): nucleus
Molecular function (GO): protein heterodimerization activity; DNA-binding transcription activator activity, RNA polymerase II-specific; DNA binding
Source: RefSeq, a predicted model, not a curated record
CCCCCAUUCCCUCAUUUGCUUUUCCAAAUUUGUACCUCAACCUACAACACUAGUUCCUUCAUUAAAAUAAUAUAUUGAGCACAGCUAUAAGCCAUCUUCCAUUUCUUUGAGUGUGUUAAAAUAGAAAAAAAAAAAAAAAAACCACCGGUGAAGUAUGGACAACAGCCCUCAGCAAUCGGCGGCGAAUGCGGCGGCAGCAGCGGCGGCUCAGUCAGGUGGGUACCCACCGCAACCGUACCACCAUCUCCUUCAGCAGCAACAACAAGAGCUACAGAUGUUUUGGAACUACCAGCGUCAAGAAAUUGAGAACGUUAACGAUUUCAAGAACCACCAACUUCCUCUUGCCCGUAUCAAGAAGAUCAUGAAAGCUGACGAGGAUGUCCGUAUGAUCUCAGCUGAAGCACCCAUUUUGUUUGCUAAAGCAUGUGAGCUCUUCAUUCUUGAACUCACCAUUCGUUCUUGGCUACACGCUGAGGAAAACAAGCGUCGUACUUUGCAGAAGAAUGAUAUCGCUGCGGCCAUUACGAGGACUGACAUUUUCGAUUUCCUUGUUGAUAUUGUUCCGAGGGAUGAGAUCAAGGAAGAGGGUGCUGCGCUUGGGCCUGGAAUGGUAGGCUCUACAGCAAGUGGUGUUCCGUAUUAUUAUCCACCAAUGGGACAGCCUGCUCCCCCUGGGGUUAUGAUGGGUAGGCCUGCUAUGCCUGGGGUUGAUCCCUCAAUGUAUGUUCAGCCUCCACCACCACCCUCGCAAGCGUGGCAGUCUGUAUGGCAGACUGCUGAGGAUAAUAACUAUGCUAGUGGACAGGGUAAUGUUGAUGAUCAAAGUUAAAGAUCACAUUUGCUGCUGAUCCCGGAUGCUUAGUGGCACAAGGGAAGUUAUUAGUUACUAAUGCCACGGGUCCUCUCAAAUGUGAAUGCACCUUUUUGCUACUGUCCCUUGAUACUGGCUUAACUGUAAUGACUUGAAUCCUUCAGUCAUUUUGUCUGUAUAAAACUGUGUAGUUUAUCAGAAUGCUUAUGGAGUUCUGGUUUCCGGUGUUAUAAUAAACUGAUCUUACUUCUUGCAUAACAA